Etheostoma cragini (Arkansas darter) is the source of this 3916-nucleotide messenger RNA. Its product is annotated as bMERB domain-containing protein 1-like. Bases 187 to 759 code for a protein of 190 amino acids. The record is from RefSeq and is a predicted model, not a curated record. Lineage: Eukaryota; Metazoa; Chordata; Actinopteri; Perciformes; Percidae. The transcript is spliced from 6 exons.
ACAGCUGGUGGGAACCGCCGGAGCAUCUCGCUCUCUCCGCCUCCACAGGUUGUUGUUUGUGACUCAAUAAAAUACAGCAACAAACUGAGACUGCUAAACCCUGCCCUGUAGUUUCCACUUGCUGUUUCCCAGCCACUGCAACUGGAAGCGUAGAGAGAACAGAGGAGAAGAGCAGCUGCUUGACCGAUGGAGAAGAAGGAGGAAUCUUCUCGUCAGUACGGUUCACUGGAGCUCACUGAAUGGAGCAAAGACACCAACAAACCAGAGGACGAUGUGGUGUCCAUGGCGGACUCCACCAUCACUGUGGACGACAUUGAGGGGGAGCUUUUUAAGAUUGAGAGGAUCAGGGACGUCCUGGUCAGGAGGGAGUCAGAGCUUAGAUAUAUGAUGGAUGACAUUCAGCUGUGCAAGGAGAUCACUCGUCUGAAGAAAGAACUGCAGAAAUUAGUGUCCAUACCAGAUAAUGACAAGUCCAACGAUGACCGGCAGAAGGAAGAAGAACUACUGCAGCAGAUCCACAAGCUGGUCGAGACCCGAGAUUUCCUGGUGGAUGAUGUGGAGUUUGAACGACUCAGGGAGAAAGAAGAGGAUAAAGAAAUGGCAGAUUUUCUGCAGUCCAAAUUCCCAAGAAAUAUGAAGAAGAAAGGUGUACCAACCAGACGGGCACCAUCCAGGGCUCAGCAGACAUCUUCUCCCUUUGCCAAGACAGGCCUCACUCUGCUAAAGGAGUGCUGUGGCUUCACAUGCUCCAUCAUGUAGACUGAAGUCAAAAUGGAGGGCCCCAUCGCAGGGCUGACACAUGGGGCCACAAAUAAAAAUUGGCCACUUCACAAGAGUCAAUUUUUCCAGUUUCAGCUUUUCAGUCCAAGAAAGACUUUGAAUAAUGGAUGGAGCAGUAAAGAUCAAGUUAAGAAUUCCCCAGAGGGAAUGUAGAGUAUGUUUUAAAGAUCAUGUGGUGUGUUUUCCAUGCCAAGACCCAAGUUUGUAUUGUGUCGGAUCUGUUUGUCUGUUUUAAUGGACUUUAUAUCUUGUUUUGUUGUCAUGCUGUCUCUGCUCUCCGUGUCACUCAUCCCACUCCGGUUUUUAUUUUUACUCUCGUCAAUCAUCACUGUUCAGCCAAAUUCUUCUGAUUAACAACAAGAAACAACCACACGCAUGUUUUUUAUUUCUCUUUUUCAGGCCGAGAGGACAAGGUUUAAAGGACAGGAACAACAUAGCACAAGUCAGGCAUGUAUUGUGUACACACUAAUUGGAUUCAUCCACCAUGACACGCCAACUAGUUUUUUAAAGACUUUGCUGAACUAUGACAACUGUCUUCUCCUCAUUAAAAAAACAAGUAGCUGUUUUGCAGGAGUCAGCAGGCCAGUCUAGACACACUGCUGGCACUAUAUAAUCCUCAGUAAGGCGAUAACAAGAACAAAACUGACAUUAAUCAGGAGCUCUGUUAGGAUGAAAAAGUAGAGGUUUGUGAAGAAAGAAGGGAUGUCUCAUUACGCUGAAUUCAUAUUUACUGUCUACUUUUGUAUAUGUUGCAAAGAAAUAUAAACGAGCAUCCCACAAUACACCUUUUAAAGAUUGUUUUGCUAAUCCUCACUAUAGUGUAUUUUUUACAAGACCUCACUUCAUUAUUUUAUUACAUAUUUCUCACAAGUGUCUAACACAUACCGUACAGUACUAACAUGUUGAUACCAGAGUGCUAUGUGAGGACAUUUUCAGUAUUAGUACAUAGGUGUCCAUAUGGUACUCUAUCAGCACGGAUAGACUACUCUUACUUAAAUUGGUCAUUCUUAGUCCAGUGCGCUCACUUUAAUAUCAUCCAUUAUGCAUGUUUCCACAUACUAUAUGGAUCGGCACACAGCUGACACUGCAGAACACUACACCUCAUAUAAAUAUAACCACUCCAGCGAUAAAGACCGUCCUCAUACAAAUCAAGGCACACUUGACAAUGUUUUGAGUGGGUACGUUAUGUUUCAUAUUAAUCUACUGGCUAAAGGAAAAACUCUUUAGCCCAUUUCCACUAAACAUUAUGUAUUUAUUGCCACUCCAUAUUUUAUCAGUUAUUAUGUCCUACAUAUUUACUUAGAGAGGGUGUAUGUAAAGCUUGUGUUGCUAAGAAGAAUAGUAGCCAUAGCAACCUUGUAUAACCAACAUCUUUACAAUGAGACAAUGAGGAUAGUUGGAUGGAUUGAGGAAAUGAGACCUCAGGUGUUAUAUCAUGGUUACCUAAUGAAAUAUGAACAGGAGACAGAAUAAUAUUACUGUUGUUAUUUUGGUGAUUGUUAUGUUUUUGAUUUACUCUGGUGAUAACACAGCCUACUUAGGAUUGAAAGGAUUAUACCCUAAUUUAUCCUCUGAAUUCCUUUUGCAUUAUUUUAGAUAAAGUAACAAUCACAUGGAGGCUUUGCUUUGCUGGAAAGUAGACAUUUUGGCAAUAACUGUUUAUUAGAUACUAAUUGAAGGUCUCUUAAAUUGUGGUAGUCAUUAUAGAUUAUACAUUUCUCAUUCGUAUACACUUCCUUGUUUGUGUUUCACUCUGAUUGACUCAGCAUUCUCUUUUAUGAUUUAUUCUCAACUAGUCCUUGGGAUGGAUACAGAUGUCUGUUAUGUUCAAUUGCUGGAUCUUUUUAUAUUCAGUCUCAACACUGUCAUAGAACCUUUGGAUCACAUAUCACUGAGCAACCAUGGCUGGUUUUGUCAUUGAGGUUCACAGGAGAAUUAGAUGUGUGCCAAUACUGAUGAAAUAACAGCCAUGGUAGAAAUACACAAAGUACCAGAAAAGGAUUUCUCUUCAUGCUGCUUCAUCCUCUUUGGCUAAUACAGAAAUAGUGUAUUUAAAAAGGCAUUAUUGGUUAUAAAACGGGCUAACUUACAAAUACACUUUGGAUAUACACAUCUUGGAAAAACAAUAUUUAUCAUUUGAAGCAAAGAAAAUUAAGUUUAUACAGAAAUCCAAAAUGCUUUUUCAAGUAUGUUUUUAUGGGUGAACUGCGCAGUAAAUAAAUGUAUUCCUUUGCCCUAAGAAAGACCUUUAUCUAAUCAGUAAUUAUUUUAUAUACUGAGACAGAGUGUGUGGCAUGUUUCUGUUCUUCACUGUUCAAAUUUAGACAUAAUACCAGCUGUUCACACCAGGUAGAGGGUGUGUUAAAGCCCUUAACUGUGCUCUGCACGAGACGAGCGAGGAUUCAUGAAUUCAUUGAGGAAAAUUCUUAGAGACGUAGAACAGACCAUAUAGCCUCCUGAGGCUAUAUGAAAGACGCAGUGUUGCAGGAGAGGGAGUCAGAGAGAGAGAAUGAUAAAAGGAGAGAGGUUGAAGUGGCCGAAAGUAGAGGACAUGAAGAAAAAGAGAGAGAGAGAGAGAGAGAGAGAGAGAGAGAGAAAGAGAGAGAGAGAGAGAAAGAGAGAGUGGGAGGGUAUAAAGUUAGGGGGGUCUAAUCUUCAGUGUGAGUCAUCCUUAGUGAAAACAAUGUGACUUCCCACAAGGGCAGCUCUCAUUGAACGCUACGUGAAAGGGCACGACUAUCAUUCAAACACCAUAAUCCUGAACCCCUUCUUCACAGCUCAGUGUGUGAGAGAAAAUAUGUGUUUUUACAUGUGGUGUGAGAAAACAAUACAUGAGAAAGAAACCUGAUACCUGUGCUUGUUUGUGUGCCUGUCGGAACAGGAGGGUGAUAAUAACUAGAGGUACAGUAGCUGUCACUGCUUUGUUACUAUGGUUACUUUGACUUGAUGACACACGCUCACUUCUUGUUGCAUUUGGUCAUGCCAAACUCCGCUGGAUACUGAUGCAAGGCUGCACGUGUUGUGAAGCUGCAAGGGGAAAACUAUAAGAACCUGUUUUUUUAUAGUGUUCAGGGUUUAAGGUUCUUUAAUGUUCUCAGUUAAAGCUGCAAACGUAAUAAAUGAAACUGUAUCUCAA